CAGCCGUUGCUGAAGAAGAACCAGUCAGAGUCUGACUGAUAUGACAACAUUCAGUCGGAACUUUAUAUUGUGACAUCAGUGACAGCAGUGCAGGUAAUUAUUUCAUCGGUUAUCAAGCAACAAUGUCUUCAGUUGAGGGUUUGAGGGAGUUUUUCAACGAGCGACUAUCUGCUGCUGCUGAAGAAAUAUUCGGAGUUUUUAAAAGAACCAUCGUCGAGUAUCAGGAAGAAAUCGACCGGCAGCGCGGACUGUUGGAUGUUUUAUUGAAACCCGAAGUGAGGUUACACCGGAUAGAGCUCCCGCAGUCACGUGUCUGUAAGGAGGAGGAGGUUCUCUGUGACCAGCAGCUCUGUCUCCAGGAGAGGAACCCCAGUCUGGACCAAGAGGACCCAGAUCCUCCACAGAUUAAAGAGGAACAGGAGGAACUGUGCAGCAGUCAGGAGGGAGAGCAGCUUGAACCGAAGCAGGAGGCCGACACCUUUACGUUGUCUCCCACUAGUGAGGAAACGGAUCACAGUGAUGAUGAGACUCCGUUUUGGAAUCCUGACAGAAGUCAGAGUGAAUCAGAGACAGAGCCUCCAGCUAGCACGUGUACCACCUGGUUAGAUGAGGAAAUAGACUGUGAAUGUUUUGUGGUACCAGAACCAAACAACACUCAAGAAUCUCAUAGUCAAGAUCAGAAAGGAGUAAAACAAAGUUUAACAUCAGACAAGGAGCCACAACAGCAGAUUCUGGCUCCUCCAGGUGACAAGACAUUUUUGUGUGAAACAUGUGGAAAUUAUUUCCAACAUAAAAAAACCUUGUUGGCCCACGUGAGGAAAGUCCACAGAGUGGAUCAACCAUAUGUAUGCACCUGUGGGAAAAGAUUCAUUCAUGAUUCAGUAUUCCAGAUUCAUAAAAGAGUCCAUAGUGAUGAGAAACCAUUCUCUUGCAAAACAUGUGGAAAAGAUUUUAAAUUUAGUAGUGGCUUGAAAGGCCACAUGCUAAUCCACACUGGGGAAAGGCCGUUUUCUUGCAACACCUGUGGGAAAACAUUCACUCUGAAAUCACAUUUGAAGUUUCAUACAAGAAUUCAUAGUGGGGAGAAGCCAUAUUCUUGCACCACCUGUGGGAAAACAUUCCCUCGGAGAGAUUUAUUGAAGUUUCAUACAAGAAUUCACACUGGGGAAAGGCCAUAUUCUUGCAUUACUUGUGGGAAAACGUUCACUCAGACAUCACAUUUGAAGUCUCAUAUAAGAAUUCAUAGUGGGGAGAAGCCAUAUUCUUGUAAAAUAUGUGAAAGAUGUUUCAGAAGUUCUAGUAACUUAAUUGUCCACAUGAGAAAAAUCCACAAGUGUGAACAGUCAUAGAUGCAACUCCUGUGAGGAAAUAUUCUGAGCAAUUCCAAAGAUUAUUAUUUACAUAGUACAUCUUCAGCAAUAAAACAGGGCAUUGUUGAAUUUGCCUGUUUUUUCCUUCAUGUAACGUGGUGUUAGUGACAUGUUUUGGGGUAAUUUACUGUAAUCACUUUAAAUCUUUGAAAUGUCAACAUUGAACAUAUUCUGUAUCCUGCACACGUUUAAACUGUUUUUUUAAUAUAUAUAUAUAUUUAUCUGAAAAUAUAAUUGUCAAUCUGACAAUGGCCUGCAAAUAAAAAUGAAAAAUGAUUGUAACUGAUAA
This is a messenger RNA of Gasterosteus aculeatus aculeatus (three-spined stickleback), 1659 nucleotides long. Lineage: Eukaryota; Metazoa; Chordata; Actinopteri; Perciformes; Gasterosteidae. The record is from RefSeq and is a predicted model, not a curated record.